Molecule: messenger RNA, 1845 nt
Organism: Rubroshorea leprosula
Lineage: Eukaryota; Viridiplantae; Streptophyta; Magnoliopsida; Malvales; Dipterocarpaceae
Source: the annotation of a GenBank genome assembly
GAGAGCUCGGAAGAAGGCGGUGAGCUACGGAAGAAAAUCACGGGAAAAGAAAAGAAAAAAAAACGGAAGGGAGGCGGCGGCGGAGGAACUUGUGAAAGGGAGAGAGUGAGCUUCCGAGAAUGGGAAAGGAAGAAUAAGCAGAAGCGGAGAAGGUAAAGAAUCGAAGAGGAACACAAAUCUGAAAUCCGUGCUAAGGGAGGGAGGAUGGAGAGCUGAAUUUAGGGAGGCAAAAAGGAGAUUUGAGAACUGUAUAGAGAGUAAAGGAAGGGAAUAAAGGCUGCUACAGGAAAAGGAAGAAGGGACCAUGGCUGGUAACAAAGCGAAAGACAAAAAGAAGAAGAAGCGCGGGGGUGGCAAGAAGAAGAUGACAGCUGAGCAGCAUUCUGCUUACAAAUCAGUGAGUGAAUGGGUUUAUUUGGAGCAGCAGCAUUUAACUGCUGCUUCUUGUGUUGUGGAUGACUUUGGGGUACAGAAGAGUUUUGGCAGAGGAGGGGAGAAGGUGGUCUUUGAGUUGCACUCCCAUUCCAAACACAGUGAUGGGUUCUUGUCCCCUACUAAGCUUGUGGAGAGAGCACAUAUGAAUGGGGUAAAAGUUCUUGCCCUGACAGAUCAUGAUACUAUGUCUGGGAUCCCUGAGGCUGUGGAUGCAGCUCGCAGAUUUGGUAUGAAGAUAAUUCCUGGAGUUGAGAUCAGCACAAUAUUCUCCCCAAGUAAUUUUGACUUAGAGGAACCAGUCCACAUUCUUGCAUAUUAUAGCAGUUGUGGGCCAACAAGGUAUGAGGAGAUUGACAAAUUCUUGGCAAAUAUAAGAGAGGGACGUUAUCUUCGUGCAAAGGACAUGGUCUUAAAACUCAAUAAGCUCAAACUACCUCUUAAAUGGGAGCAUGUUGCCAAGAUUGCAGGCAAUGGUGUUGCUCCUGGGAGAUUGCAUGUUGCGCGAGCUAUGGUAGAAGCAGGCUAUGUAGAGAAUUUGAAACAAGCUUUUUCCAGAUAUUUGUAUGAUGGUGGACCUGCUUAUUCAACAGGAAGUGAGCCUCUUGUAGAAGAAGCAGUACAGCUUAUCCAUGAAACUGGAGGUAUGGCUGUUCUGGCUCAUCCGUGGGCAUUAAAGAAUCCGAUUCCCAUCAUCAAAAAGCUGAAAGAUGCUGGUCUACAUGGGAUAGAGGUUUACAGAAGUGACGGGAGGCUUGAAGCAUUCAGUGACUUAGCAGAUACUUAUGGUCUCCUGAAGCUGGGAGGGUCAGAUUUUCAUGGGAGAGGUGGACACAGUGAGUCUGAACUGGGAAGCGUGAAUCUUCCAGUUUUGGUUUUGCAUGAAUUCCUCAAGAUAGCUCGACCUAUCUGGUGUGGUGCAAUUAAGGACAUGCUAGAGAUAUAUGUUGAGGAUCCUUCUGAUUCAAAUCUAGCAAGGAUCACAAGGUUCGGGCAGAUGGGUAUUUCGAAAGGAAGUUCUGCCCUAAAUUGUGGGAAGGAUUUGAUUGAUCAUUACUUGCCCUUGUGGAUGACAAAAGAAGAAAUCCAGAAUGUUGAUUUUGAAGACAUCAAAUUGAAACUUUCUCACAUGUCAAUCAAUAUGAGUGCAGGAAUUGUUCCAAUGGGGACUAAAUAGUUACUGACUUCAAAUGGUAAUUAAGUCUACUGGUUUUUGAUCCUAUUAAGCCCUAGUAUUCAUCAUCUGUUCAUCUUGUUGCUUUUGAGUCAUAUGGAAAAUGCAACAUGUUACAGUUUUCAGCUUCUUUUUGUUUUUUUUUUCCCCUACCUUUGCAUCUCCUUUUGUAGUAGACACAUCUUACUACUGUUUGCAUUGUGGAGCUUCGGCUAGUAACGGCCUGAUGAAUAUUUACU